AUCUACCACCAUUCAAGCAAGAAGGUCGUCUGUUGAUACCAUGGCGUCAGCUGUUUGUCGGCAGUUUAGUAAUUUCCUCCGUGGUUGCCCAGGACUGAGGAGUGUAACAGCCUCACAGAUCCGCAAUCAUGGAUCUUAUUACCCCAUUGACGAUGUUGUGUUUGGACUCAGCGAGGACCAACGGCAGUUAAGGAAGACAAUCUUCGACUUCUGCCAAAAAGAAUUGGCUCCCAAGGCAGCAGAAAUCGAUAAGCAGAAUGAAUUUGCAGAACGGCGGGAGUUCUGGCGUAAGAUGGGUGAUCUGGGAUUGUUAGGCAUCACGGCAGAUCCUGAUUUUGGGGGUUCAGGCAUGGGGUACUUGGACCAUACCAUCGUCAUGGAAGAGAUAUCUCGAGCAUCUGGUGCUAUUGCACUUUCCUACGGUGCCCACUCCAACCUCUGUGUUAAUCAGAUUAAUGUCAAUGGGACAAAUGAGCAGAAAGAGAAGUAUCUGCCCAAGUUGUGUUCAGGUGAGCACUUUGGCGCCCUGGCCAUGUCGGAGCCAGGAUCUGGAAGUGAUGUGGUGUCCAUGAAGCUGAAGGCAGAAGAAAAAGGAGAUCACUACAUCCUUAAUGGCAACAAAUUUUGGAUUACAAAUGGACCUGAUGCAGAUGUUUUGGUGGUGUAUGCAAAAACAGAUCCUACUACACCAAAACCCCAGCAUGGAGUAACAGCCUUCAUCAUAGAGAAGGGCAUGGAAGGCUUCAGCACUGGCCCAAAGUUGGACAAGUUGGGUAUCCGGGGCUCUAAUACCUGUGAACUCAUCUUCGAAGACUGCAAAGUUCCAGCCAAGAACAUCCUGGGCAAGAAGAAUGGUGGCAUCUAUGUUUUGUUCUCUGGACUAGACCUCGAGAGAUUGGUAUUGGCUGGUGGCCCUGUUGGAUUGAUGCAAGCAGCCUGUGACGUUGCCUUUGAGUAUGUUCACAUUCGUAAGCAGUUUGACCAAAGAAUUGGAGAGUUUCAGUUAAUGCAGGGUAAGAUAGCAGACAUGUAUUGCUCUCUGAAUGCGUGUCGAGCCUACUUGUAUUCGGUGGGUCGUGCGUGUGACUUGGGACAUGUCAACAGGAAGGACUGUGCUGGUGUCAUCCUCUACUGUGCUGAGAAAGCAACCAAGCUUUGCCUUGAUUCUAUCCAGUGUUUAGGUGGAAAUGGAUAUAUCAAUGACUACCCUACUGGCCGUUUCCUCAGGGAUGCCAAACUCUAUGAGAUUGGUGCUGGUACGAGUGAAAUUCGUCGCUUAGUCAUUGGUCGGGCUCUCAAUGCAGAGUACAGUUAAGGAAGAACCCAUAUCUGUCUUUCAUUAAAUCAGUAUUUUGACUAAUAGUAAGAGGUAGUUUUUUUUAUCACUACAGUAUAAAACUAAUGUUUGAUACUUAAUAACAGUUCCUUCUUGGGAGUUCUGUGUCCUCUUCGUGAAAAUGUGGGGUCUAAAAUAGUUCAGACCCAUAGAGGGACAUUGAUGAAUUAAAUAAAUUUGUUUUAGUUUGAUAAUUAUGCUAUGUAUUUGCAUUAGUACUAAAGACACAAGAUGUAGGUACUGGAUUGUAUCAUGUAGUGUACAAAUGUGGAGUGUGAAAAAGGGUUGCUGUAUCAGUGGUUCACCCAGGGAAAAACAUGCAAGAAAAACGGAAAAGAAUCAAAUUGUGAAACAGUACAAAGAUAAAAAAAAAAACCUUUGCAAGCUUUGUUUUAGUGUGAGCAUCAUCAAAAGUCAAACUGGUAACUUUUGUGUAUAAUUCAAGUAAGGUUGUUUAAUUGGAUCAUGUUCAGCAUUUUCUAGUGAGAUAUGACUGCAGUGAUUUUUCAUUCUUAAUUUUAAUAUCUUCCGGUACAAAUUUUCACGGGAGCCAUAUCCGGGUUCGAAGUUAACUUGAUACUUUAUUUAGACCCGAUGAUUGUACUGUAUGUGUGUAAAGAAUAUGUUUAAAAGUACUGUACUGUAUGUCUAUUGGUUAAAAAAUUUAGCUUUAUUUCAGUUAUGACCCCAUUAAAACAAUAUGCAGUACAGUAAACAUCUAUAUACACAUACACUACGCACACAGUUUCCAAAAUCAUCGUCUUCUCAAGUUAGAACCUCUGUUAUGCUUCCCCCCCCCCUACACCACCUUAAUCUAACACUAUCUGUUCAUUUUUAUUAUCUUUUGUUCAGAGAAGUGAUGACUUUCAUAAAACAUUUGAGUAAAACAAACCUUAAACUACAAUUGACGAUUCUAAGCUCAGCCACUGCCAGGUUCUUCAUUUAAUAGCAGACUGUACGAUGAGUUUUAGGAAUUGCUGUAAAAUCAUUGAAACUAAAAUUCCAGUAUGAGUUUAUUUUCCACGUUAAUGAUAAACAAAUUACGUGUAGGUUUUUCUUGCAAUGGGUUUCUCUGGUAAAUACUUUAGAUUAUUUGUAGUCACUUGUGUUUUAAUCUUGAUUUGGUGUGCAACAUGAUUACAGUAUUUUAUGAACUGCACAACCUGUUAACCUUAUGAUUAGAACUUUAUUGUGGAUUAUGUCACUGGGCAGCUAACAAUACUGUACUGUGCUUAUUUUGGCAGUUGUUUAUAAUCUUUUAGUGUAUAUUUUGUGAAUAAUAGGUAUAUACUGUAGUAUAUAUAUUUUUGUAGCUAACUUUACACUAACACCCAUCUCUCUUGGCUAGGUAGUUGUUCCUAUUUUUGUGUUGUGACCAAGCUUUAGCCAUGAUGUAAAUGUACCAGUAUAUAGAGCUAUUAGUAUAGGGGCCAUUGUAAGAGUAUAGUUUGAUUUAGUUAUUAUAUUAAUCCUGAGAUAAUAUUCAUGUAUGAAAUAAUUGGUUGAGGUAGCCAACUCACCGUCUGUCUACCACUGAGGUGACUAGUAUAUGUUUUCUCUCCAUCAGCCUCUCUACUCCUAAUGCAGCAGAGAGGGAUAGGUUUAUGAAGGCAUUGUACAAACUAAAAUAUACAAUAUCAGUCUUGAACUAAUUCACUGAUGAGAAAAUGAGUUGUAAUGGAAGAAAAUGUACCUGUGCGAUAAUUGAAUUUCGUAAUGAUAGUGUGUUGUAUAGUAUGUGUAUAUAGUGUAUGUUUGUAUAUUUGUCUGCAUACUAAAGUAGUGUUAUUUUUAUGGUUAAUUUGGAACAUAAUCUCAACAGUAUGAUCAAUUAGUUGAAAGUAAUUUUUUUUUAACAAUGUAGAAAUUACCUUUGUUCUUGUUACUAAUCUCUGUUAAAUUAAAAUAGCCACAUUAUGCAUUUUUCUAAGAAAGAAAAUUGUUUUGUUGCAUUGAGUGUCAUGAAUCCAGUGUAGGCAGCUAAAAAUUCAGUGAUUUGGCUUACCUUCCAUAACAUUAAUAAAAAUUGGGAAAACAAAACACACCAGAUUCUCAUUAUUCUUGAGGAAACAAAACCUUUUUUGGUGUUGAAAACUCUCUUAAUAUGACUCAUCUAAAAUUUGUUAAUACAUACAUGAAGAAGCAGGUACAAUGCUAGGAUGAAGCAUGAGUAUUAUCUCAGCCAAUUAUAUAAUUUUAUGUGCAGUAAAAGUAAGAACUUGCUGUGGUGUAUACAGUAUAUGUUCAACAUGUGGGGUGUAAGACCAGAGGUGAUACUACAGUACACCACUAUUUUAUACAGCUUCCUCAUUGGCAUUUUGUUAUAUUCACCAGGAAGCAUUUUGCUUACUGUGUACUAUUCCAGGGAGUUUGAUGUAUUCUUUAUUGUGUAAACAGAUGUUCAUAUGAUUAAAACUAGUUUUAUAGUGAAAUAAAAAGAAAAUGUAUA
Homarus americanus (American lobster) is the source of this 3785-nucleotide messenger RNA. RefSeq names its product isovaleryl-CoA dehydrogenase, mitochondrial-like. Lineage: Eukaryota; Metazoa; Arthropoda; Malacostraca; Decapoda; Nephropidae. Gene Ontology annotation, cellular component: mitochondrion. Gene Ontology annotation, biological process: L-leucine catabolic process. Bases 41 to 1315 code for a protein of 424 amino acids. Gene Ontology annotation, molecular function: flavin adenine dinucleotide binding; 3-methylbutanoyl-CoA dehydrogenase activity. The record is from RefSeq and is a predicted model, not a curated record. The transcript has 9 exons.